CCAUAGAAAUGAUGUCAGCCAUGACAUGUGUUCUCGAGGUGUUAGGAAUCCACUCAUCAUUGACUUUCAGCAUCUAUCUACAUAUACAGAUAUGGAGUCCACCAAGAAUGGAAAACCAGUGCAGAACCUCAAAAAUGGCGGACGAAAUCAAGCUGCUCAGACUCUGGGCAAGCCCCUUCUGCCAGAGAGUUGAACUAGCCCUGAAGCUCAAAGGCCUGCAGUACCAACUGAUCGACGAGGACAUAUGGAACAAGAGCGAGCUGCUCCUUCAGUCCAACCCAGUUCACAAGAAGGUCCCUGUCCUUUUCCACAACGGGAAUGCCAUUGCAGAAUCCUUCGUCAUCAUGGAAUACAUCGACGAGACCUGGAAACACAACCCACUUCUGCCCAAACAUCCUCAUGGCAGAGCCAAUGCUCGUUUCUGGGCCAAUUUUGUCGACGAAAAGGUCUUCAAGACGGCGUCCAUUGCGUACUUGGGGAAGGACAAACCGCAAGAGGACGGCAUUGAACUGUUCUCUCAGCAGCUCAAGAUGCUGGAGGGUGAGCUGGCGGGGAAGGACUACUUCGGAGGGGACAGCAUCGGGUUCGUAGACAUAGCUGCGUUCUUCAUCAUGCAUGUCUAUGGGGUGGUGCAAGAAGUGAAAGAAGCAGAGUUGAUGACACAGGAGAAGUUUCCUGUUCUGUUCCAAUGGCUGGCGAAGCUGGAAGCUAAUGACCUCGUUAUGGAAUGCCUGCAGCCUAGCGAGAAGCAUCUUGCCCAUGUCCGAGCUCGCCUUUCAGUUCUAGACGAAGAAGCUGCUUCCAAAACAAAAGCUGCAUAGUGAUGAUGAUGGCACAAGCGCAACAAUGCCCGCAUUUGUCUCCCCUUCCCCUGCAGGCUGCAGCUUUAUUUUAAUCAUUCGCUCUGUUUUUUGUUUUCACUUUGAGAAUUGCACUUGUGUUUCUGCAAUCAGAAAUAUUGUAAGCUGGGAGUUACAGUUGCAAAUAAGAAAAAGUGGCAUGCCCGUAUCAAAACAGGAACCUGAGCCUUGGAAAUGCUGUUACAAACUGAAGAAAUCCUUCGCAGUAUGUUCGGUUGGUAGCUAAAGCUAAUCCUUAUCGGAGGAGGAUUCCAAAGAAGAAUAAACCAUUGCUGACAGCAAGACAUAAAGGACAGAGAACUUAGCUAAUCCAUUCUGUCUUGUUAUCAUACCAGGAUCCUGUCAUUUGUCAAACCAGCAGUUGCUGCAAAUCUGGGAUUGGGAAGAUUGUCUUGUUCAAGUUAGAACGAUAAAUACGUGAAGAUGGC
Messenger RNA from Linum trigynum, 1288 nucleotides. The record is from the annotation of a GenBank genome assembly. Lineage: Eukaryota; Viridiplantae; Streptophyta; Magnoliopsida; Malpighiales; Linaceae.